This is a messenger RNA of Monopterus albus (swamp eel), 2498 nucleotides long. RefSeq names its product calpain-1 catalytic subunit-like. The transcript has 21 exons. Gene Ontology annotation, molecular function: calcium-dependent cysteine-type endopeptidase activity. Gene Ontology annotation, biological process: proteolysis; negative regulation of apoptotic process. The coding region runs from base 594 to 2498 and encodes 634 amino acids. The record is from RefSeq and is a predicted model, not a curated record. Gene Ontology annotation, cellular component: cytoplasm. NCBI's taxonomy places the organism in Eukaryota, Metazoa, Chordata, Actinopteri, Synbranchiformes, Synbranchidae.
AAUGCUAGGCUGAGGAGUGGGAGUGUCAACACUAGACAUUCCUCUGAUAACAAUCUGGCAGUUAAUGGAGAGGUAGAAGUAGAGUCACUUAAUUAAGCUGAUGGGAGACAGGUGAGUGUAAUUCGAGUUGGCCAGGGCAGGUAAAGCUGGAGCGUAGAUCAAGGAACCCAGACAAGGGCAGAAGAAUAUCAAAAUCAAAAGUGGAGCACCUUGAAUCGUGACAAUAUUAGUCUCUCUUCUGAAAGGCAGACAAGGCUUCUAUGUACAAACACUGUGGUUCUGUAGCGAUGGACAGACGCUGACUUCAACCCCUGCACAGAUGUUCCAUUCUUGCGGUCUAAUAGAAGCUUGCUGGCCCUUUCUGUCCACUCAGGAUGAUGUUGAUGAUUGACAAUAAAUUUGAUAAAUAGGCUGUUGUCAGUCUGUUAUUACUCCCACUCUGACUCUCCUCUGCCUGUGGCGCUCUACAUACCUUUCAAGCAUGGGCAGAGCCGGGGAGGCGCUCCAAGGGCCCCCCACUGGCUGUAGUGGGUGUGAGUUUUGAACUGUAUUUAAGCCUGAUCAUUUUGCAUCUUGGCUGAGACUGACACAGCAUGGCGACUGACACCACACCCCUGGGCUCCAUUGAGAACCCGAUUAAGUUUCGGGGCCAAGACUACAAGACUCUCCAUACGAAGUGUCUGAAGUCCGGUGGGCUGUUUUGUGAUCCAACCUUUCCAGCUGAGGAGAAAUCCAUCGGUAUACCUGAUCGAGACCCAGAUCCCAAAAAGGAGAUUAAGUGGCUGCGACCCAAGGAAAUCAGUAAGAAUGCUGUGUUUGUUGAGGACACGAUUGGGACCACGGACAUCUGUCAGGGCCAGCUGGGUGACUGCUGGCUGCUGGCGUCCCUGUCCUGUCUGACCAUGCACCCCACGCUCUUUGUGAAGGUGGUGCCACCCGACCAAAGCCUGUCUGAGUCUUAUGCAGGGAUCUUCCAUUUUACGGUAGGUGUGGCAGGAUUAGAUGUGCAACAGAAUGUGGACAACCGCCUGCCAGUACGCCAAGGCCAGCUGCUCUUUAGCCGCUCUAACACCAGCAACGAGUUUUGGAGCGCCCUAGUGGAGAAGGCCUAUGCCAAGUUGAUUGGAUCCUACGGAAGCUUGAAAGGGGGUAAUAUUUCAGAGGGGAUGGAAGAUUUCACAGGAGGAAUUGCAUACUCAAAGGAUGUCUCAUCUCAUACCCCUCAGGACCUGUGGAGACGUCUAAAAGGGGCCCUGUCCAGAGGAGGCCUGCUCAGCUGCUUCAUCCAUGCCGGUGACAGCCUUGAAAUCAGUAAAGUGACAGGAGACGGGCUGGUAAAAGGCCACGCUUAUGCCAUCAUUGACUGUGACAAGGUGACUAAAGCAUCAGAGGAGAUUUUGUUGUUGAAGCUGAGGAACCCCUGGGGUUUUGUCGAAUAUUGCGGACCCUGGAGUGACAGGUGUAAAAACUGGGAUGAUGUGAACAAAGCUGAGAGGGACAGGAUUAAGCUGAAGAUUGCAGAAGAAGGAGAGUUCUGGAUCAGUGCUGAGGCCUUCAGCAGCCUGUUUAAUACUGUGGAGCUCUGUAAUGUGAAUCCCGACACUCUUGACGAGGAAAACACACCUGCAUCUCCAGCUACCUGGGUCAUCAAUGAACAUGAAGGAUCCUGGGCACCUGGCAGCACUGCCGGUGGCAGCCGCAAAUGCAACUACACAUAUUAUCAGAAUCCCCAGUUCAAGCUGGUUCUCAAGGAGCAGGACCAGACCGAGGAGGAAGAUGAAGAUGAGGAUGAUGAGGAUGAUGAUGAUGAUGAGGAUGAUGUGAAGAUGGCCCCAAAUGAGCAGAAGAAAGUGGACAAGCAGACGCAUAAAGCCAAAUAUUGCACUGUGGUGGUGGAGCUGCUGCAGAAAAACCGCAGGCAGAAGGAUAAACUCAACUUUCUCAACAUAGGUUUUCAUGUCUACAGGGUUCCCUCUGAGCUCCAGACUGUGUGUCUGAACCGCAACUUCUUCAAACAAAAUCGGCCUGUGGGUCGUUCUGGGAAAUAUAGCGCUCAGAGGGGUGUGCGGAGGAAGCUGCGCCUGGGCCCGGGUAACUACAUCAUCAUAGCAUCCACCUAUCGACCCAACCAGCCUGGAGAGUUCUUUGUCCGCACUUUUGCCAAGAGAGGAAACACUCUGGGGUCUCACGACUUUACCUGCACCUCUGGCUACCUUCCAGUUAUGGUGACUCCCAUCUCCUCAGAGGAUCAAAUGAGAAUUCAGAAGACCUUUGAUGAGGUGGCCGGCCCAGACGACAAGCUGAACGCCAAGGAGCUCAUGAACCUUGUGAACUCAGUUCUUAACAAAGAAUACCAUCUGACGCUGGAGACAUGCAAACAGCUCAUCUUUGGAGAGGAUACUAAAGGGCGCUCCCGUCUUGACCGUGAACAAGCAGAAACCCUGCUGUCCAGUCUGCGCAGUCUGCAGGAUGAUGGUGAUGAUGGACAGAAAAUCUGA